Messenger RNA from Dimorphilus gyrociliatus, 3051 nucleotides. NCBI's taxonomy places the organism in Eukaryota, Metazoa, Annelida, Polychaeta, Dinophilidae. The record is from the annotation of a GenBank genome assembly.
GCAGAAAUAUCGUCUGCUAAUUUCAACGGCAUGGAUAAAAACGAUUCUUGUAACUAUCGUGUACAGCUUUGCUCAAGUCUAUCACGUCAAUACGUUCUCGCAAAUUUUAGCAAUGGCACUAUCAGUGGAAAUAAUUUACAAAAAAAUUUCCAGCUGAAACAAGCAGAAAAAGGAAAGAAAAGAUUCCUGUGUGCUGAGAGAUCAAGCGAAUCGCAAAUUCCUGAAGGUUUAAGUUUUCAUGGAGAAGUAAAACGACAAAAGUUCGUUAAAGGUAAUGAUGGUGAAGAUUCAUGCUUGGCUGAGAAAUCACUACUAAUCUGCGAAAGAAAUGAUGAAGAAAAAGUACUAAAGAUUUACUUAACAACUGCAACUUGCGAGUUAACAGCUAAUGUCGAAGGGGAAAAAUCAAACUUCGACGAAGAGGACAGAGAUCAAUCGAAAGAAAGCACAAGAGAUAAGAAGCAAAAUCUUAUAGAAUUAUUUGGUGAUGCCAAGAGAAAACGUGGUCAAAGGCUUAAGUUAAAAAACCGUGAUGUCAUUGACGAAAAAGCAGCAGAAAAAACUGUAAAAGAAUCUUCGCAAAAAGUAAUUGAAAAGUUAGAAGGCGAAGAACCCGCUGAAGAAGAGGACACGAUGGAUGACUUACGACCGCCAUUCAAUAGUGAGGCAAAGGAGCCGAAGAAAGUUUAUAACAUGGACAUGGUCUUUCCCCCAGAAGUUUGGCAGUGCCUAGAAGACAAAAGUCAAGAGCUUGCUAAAGAUGCAGAUUCUGAUUUUAAACUAUUAGCCCAUAAAUAUUCCAUCUUCAUAGCAGAACUGGUGCAAAAAUAUAAAACCAAAGACAAAUCACUGCGAAUUCUCCUCUAUUUAGAUGUUUUAUUAAGGAUUCACAAUAGUCAUGGAAUGGGACUGAAAUCCUUGAAAGUUAAUUAUAUACCUAGAACUGUUAUGGAAGGAAUUUUAAAUUUUUAUAGUACAAAGGAUAAGAAUGAAGCACGUAAAGUUAUUCGUGUGAAGUCCAGAUAUCAGAAUCUUCUACUACAAGUUCACGUCAUUCUCUUACGAUUGCAUUUGGAUAAUUUCUGUAUAGAUACCCAACAAGUGGCUAACUCAUUGUUCAAACCGGCAAAUGACAUUAUAAAACUAGCAAAGUUCUUAGGGUGUACGAUAAAGAAGUCUUCACCGUACGGUCCAGCUUGUGGUCAGCAUGGCAUUUAUUCUUUCUAUAAAUCGUUUAAAUAUUUACGAGGAACAAAGCAAAGAAUUAUAUCGACUGGAGAUUUCUUUUUUAUGGAAAUUGAUAAUGACCUUCCAGCGAUAGGCGAAAUACAAUUAGUGUGGACCGAUAAGAAUUCUACGGAAGCAUUCGUUAGUUUAAAAAUCUACUAUUUACCGGCCUACGUCUCUGACAGUAAACAAGAACAUCACGGCCAGGACGAAGUAAUUGCUGAAGCCGACAAAGUAGUAGUGAGCGUCGACAACUUAGCCAAAUGGUUGACGGACGACGCCUUCAGGCAUUGGAUGACCGUUGGUCAUAGAGGUCCAGCGAAGGGAGAAUGCCAACAAACGGAUGAUAUAAACACUAGCAGUUUUCUUCCACCAGCUGUGUCCGUACAACGGAAGCGAUCCAGGAAAGCCGAUGGCGGCGACGAUUUAGUCAUCGUAACUUAUGCUCAAUACUGCCGAUAUCGUGCGGCCUUGAAGCGUUUAGAAGGCGUCACUAACCAAUGGUUAAGGCAUACUAUCAUUAGUGCCUUAGGCGGUUUUUCCCUCCCAACUGGCAUUAAACGGGUACUAUUUGUAAGGGAGGUUACUUCGCACACAAAUCUCGACCAGCAUCCUUUUAGAUUAUAUGGCGUUACGCCAACAUUAAAAGGGAGACCCCGUAAACGAAAACUCAACUACGAUGGGGAUUCCGAUAGCGACUUUGUGCCUACAAAAGCUAUAAGAACGAGCGUUGACUCAAAACAAGACGAUUCUUCCAACGAUUCAAUACCUUCCACAAACGAAGAUUCUGACCGUAAAUGGUCGGAUGAUGAACGUGCUGUAGUGAGGGUUAAGCUCGGACCUCGGGGGGAACCACCUAAUCAGGAACGCGAGGACUUCCUACUAGACCUUAAAGAAUUCAUGAGAAGGAAUAAUACGCCCGUUGAACGAGCUCCUUUCCUAGGAUUUAAACAAUUGGACUUGUUCCGUAUUUAUAAACUCGUUAAGGAUUACGGAGGCUAUGAAGCAGUCUGUUCCAGGCGACUCUGGAAGAACAUUUAUGACACUUUAGGGGGAAAUCCUACUAAUACUUCGGCUGCUACAUGUACCAGACGUCACUACGAGCGUUUAAUUUUACCAUUUGAGCGCUAUUUAACUAGAAAAAACUCUUACAGAACGAAAGAAACAGGCCAUGAUUUUUCAAUUUUAGAAAAUCAAUGGUCAGAAAUAAAAGCUAAACAUCAAUCAUCAGAAGCAUCUAAUCAAUUAGCUAAACGCCAAGUAGCUCGACGAACUGUUAAAGACGAGCUCGAAGCUCGACAAAUAGAAAUUCAAACAUCAACAUCAAAUAAAUUGUCAACUGGUCGACGGACAAUAAAAGACGAAUUAGAAGCUAGAAAAAUUGCUUCGUUAAACAAUGGCCUUAGUUUACCUCAGUCCUUACCACAAACUGUUUCUCAGUCGAUUACACAAUCAUUUUCACAGUCUUCCAAUCCAACGAAUGGGUUUGUAGAAUUAGCUGUACCUACAGUGGAGAAUCCUACUUCAAAUAAACCUGAGCAAGCCGCUGAUGUCGCAAACAAUAAUUGCUCUAUGAAUGGGAUUACUGCACUUACUCUGCCUUUCAAUGUUCCUAUGUUAAAUGGAAAAUUCAAUUUAGAUUUGCUACCAGCCGCUAUACCGGCAUUGAACUUACCAAACUUGAACGGCGUAUCGACGCUGCCAAGCUUUCCGAAACCGUCUUUCUACGUUCCGACGGCCUUAAAUGGAUUAAGUGGAAUACCUUUUCCACCUUUAGCGAAUGUCGUUGGAACUUUGACACCACCGGAGAUUCUUCGAAAAUGA